AUGAGUUCGUUGGACGGCGAAGUCCAGGUCAUAAAUCUGGAGCAGAAAUUGCGUAGUGAUGCCAUGAAAGGAAAGUGGUCAGAAGUAUCUGCAACUUGCAAGCAAGAGAGGGCGCUUUGGAUGGCCAAGAUAACAGGGACGGGAGAUACAGUUUUACACAUGGCUGUGUGUUACGGGCAAACGAACGUGGUGGCAAACAUGGUUGAAUUCUUAGUUGAACAAGAAAACAGUCCCGCCCAAGAUGAUGUGGCGGUUACAGUGGAUGAAAAUGGUGAGGAAAGCUGGAACGUGAAAGCUGUUCUUGGCGCCGAAAAUGAUAGAAAGAACACUCCAUUGCACCUUGCAGCAAUAAGAGGAGAUGUUAAAAUGUGCAGGAAGAUGGGUGACGGAGACCCCUCUUUAAUUGCUCCUCGCAACAUUGAUGGCGAGACACCCCUUUUCUUAGCGGCUCUCAAUGGCAACAAAGAAGCUUUUCUUUGGCUUCAUUAUCUGUAUGUGGGAACCCAUGAUGUUUCUUCGACCGACUUUGAUCAAUGUAUAAGGAACAACAACGAUGAUACCAUUCUUCAUUGUGCAAUUGCAGAAGGGCAUUCUGAUGUGGCAAUUGAAAUUGUUCACCUUUAUAAAGAUCAUCUGAAAGAGAUGAUGAUGCGUAACAAGGAAGGGUUGUCUCCCCUUCAUCUUCUAGGAGCAAAGCGUUCAGCUUUCAAAAGUACUGCCCUCCUUGGACGAUCAGUCUUUGUUCGUCUAAUUUGUCGGGUUUUAAGAGUUAAGAAGAAGAAGCACGCCACGACGAUGGAAGAAUUGGAGAAACGUGAAGGCGAACUAUGCGUCAGGGACCUCUUGCGCGCAUCUGUCAACAACUUUGUUAGAGAUCGUCUUGAUGAUGAUCAUGACGACGAUGAAGAAUGCUCUUUGGCCAUGAUGAUUGGGGAUACACUUUUGUGUCUGCUUGUGGCUUUGAUUUUGUCUCCUCUAGGCGUCCUAAUGAUCUUUGAGGAUUUUUGUUUAUUAGCAGAGAGGUGGCUGCGUCGGAUACGAAAAAUGAAGGAGAAGCACACAUGGUCGCUUCAAAUAAUGAACGAACUUCUUCAACAUGCUUCUGAGGAAGAUAUGUCACAAAUAAUAUCAAGAACCACCUCUGAGCAGCUUUCACUUCUCCAGCAACCAGAACAGAGUUAUGAGAGGGAGUCAAUGGCGAUGCCACCAUCUGGUACAAUAACAAUUGAGACACCCUUAAUGAUUGCCGUGAAGAAUGGUGUGGUGGAAAUGGUGAAGAGGAUUUUGAAGUUCUUUCCAUCAAGUAUCAAGGAUGUGAAUAUUAAGGGGAAAAAUGUAGUUAUGCUGGCAGUAGAACAUAGGCAAACGAAGGUAUUCUGGUUUUUGUGCAAACAAAAAAGGCUAAGUGAAAGUCUGUUUUGGCAAGUAGAUAAAGAGGAAAAUAAUGCAUUGCACUUGGCAGCAAGGCUUGGAGUGGAGGCUGAUUGGCUAAAUCCUGGGGAAGAAUUCAUUAUGUCAAGAGAAAUCAAUUGGUUUGAGUUUGUGAAGGAUUCAUUGCCCCCUGAUUUGUUGAAGAGAUAUAAUAGGAAAAUGGAGACCCCAGAUGAUAUCUUCAAAGAGAGUCACAAAGAACUUAUGAAAAGCGAGAGCAAGUGGGCGACUAAAACCUCACUAGCAUGUUUUAUGGCAUCAACCCUAGUUGCAUCCGCAGCCUUCACCACAUGCACCAAUGUGCCAGGUGGUUAUGAUAACAAGGGCUAUGCAAUCCAUAGGAACAAACCAGGAUUCCAAAAGUUUAGAGACUAUUCAUUUUCGGCCCUCUUCUUAUCCCUCAUUUCCACUGUCAGCUUCCUGUCUAUAGUUGCUUCUCCUUCCCAAUAUGUUCACUCUUGGAGAUACAUUCCUUCCAGGCUUCACGGUGGCAUGCUCGUUAUGUUCGCCUCCAUUGUUCUUAUGUGGGUCUCUUUCUGUGCUGGUAAUUUUGUCACGCCUGAUAAGGACAAUCAAACAUUGCACCUUGUUUUUCUAAAAUACUGUGUGUCCUCAUUGGAGAUCAUCCUUUUGGUUAUCAUGCAACUCCCCGCAUUGUCUCUUCUUGACCUGAUUCCUGGCCCUAGACGCAAGGACACUCGUCCCGUUGAGUACCGAAGGACCAACAAUACAGAUAUUUAA
Messenger RNA from Neltuma alba, 2172 nucleotides. RefSeq lists its product as uncharacterized. The record is from RefSeq and is a predicted model, not a curated record. Bases 1 to 2172 code for a protein of 723 amino acids. Lineage: Eukaryota; Viridiplantae; Streptophyta; Magnoliopsida; Fabales; Fabaceae. Gene Ontology annotation, cellular component: membrane. The transcript has 7 exons. Gene Ontology annotation, molecular function: protein binding.